Dunckerocampus dactyliophorus (ringed pipefish) is the source of this 6913-nucleotide messenger RNA. It is a transcript of the gene ptpdc1b, whose product is annotated as protein tyrosine phosphatase domain containing 1b. The transcript is spliced from 11 exons. Gene Ontology annotation, molecular function: protein tyrosine/serine/threonine phosphatase activity. Bases 2741 to 4723 code for a protein of 660 amino acids. The record is from RefSeq and is a predicted model, not a curated record. Gene Ontology annotation, biological process: protein dephosphorylation; cilium assembly. NCBI's taxonomy places the organism in Eukaryota, Metazoa, Chordata, Actinopteri, Syngnathiformes, Syngnathidae.
CAAACACUAAGAUUACAUUUACGGACAUGUCAUGGCUGAAAAGGACUUGUCAUGGCCGAGCUCAAGUGUAAAAAGGUUCUCUGUUGGUCGAGUUCCUGUCUUACGCCUUCGUACUCAAUCUCCAGGUCAUCGUACUGCUGUUUGAGCUGCUGCUUUUCCUCCAGCACCGCCAGCCCAUACUCAGCCGCUUGGAUUUUCUCGUUGGUGGUCUCGCUCAGCUCCCGGGACAGGCGCUCGAUCUCAGACCGCAUCCACUCCGGACCGGCCUGGAGCAGCAGUAAACGGUCGGGGUAGCCCUGGUCUUCCACGGACAUUGUCACCACAGAUGACGACGAGCCAACCAGAUGGUCUGAGUCAAGAGGGAUGCGGUGCGUCUUCAAGCAGUGUAACCUUGAAGAACAGGAGCGUGCUCAAAUUCGUCUGUAUUUGAAUUGCAUGAUUGUUACGUUUGCGUUUUUUUGUUGCUGGUCUAGCGUCUUUGGUCAUGUAGAUGACUCCCUUCAAAUUGCUCAAGGGAUGUACGCCGUAACCUCUUAGAAAAGCUUCAUCGUUUUUGGUCUGAGGUUGCUUUCGCCCCCUCCGCCGGCUUGUAAGAGCGUUUGAGCAAAGUAGGAGUGUACCAAUCGUGACGAUACGGAAAACGAAUGAACUAUUUAUGUUGCUUACUUUCAACAUAAAAUACACACAAACAUAAUAUAUCAUAUUGCUGCUAGUAUAUGGCCACAUUUGAUUGUUUUAGAUAUUAAAAAUAUUCCUAAAUACGAACAGUAUGUACAGCGCAAAAACAGAUUAUUCAAUUAUUAAAAUGACAAUGAUACAAAUUUUAUUUUGUAGGCAGAAUUGACCAACUUCCGGCAUUUGCUUGAAAUUCGUACUGGCGUCAAUGAAACAGCUGAACAGGCUCUUUCUAACGCUCUACUUUACCAGCUGGUCCGGCCCCUAAAACUGCCGCAGUGCAUCUUGGGAAACCAAGUACUGCAGCGUAUAAAAGAGGCAGCUGAUUCAUUGAAAAGAAAUCAUUUCCCACUGCGCUUUUCGCGUUUGCUUACGUGGAAUCCGGAAACGUUUGUCGGCGGCGGUUGUCAAGCAACAGACAACUAACGGUUCUCUCUGCCAUAUGCCUGCCUGCUGCCAUCUGUUGGAAGAUAUUAUGAACUCACUGACAGUUUGAUAGAUCGCUAGAUAGAUCAAAGUACGCUAUGUUUAUACUUUAUUUUAUGAACCGAUCAGAUAUAUACUACACUAUAUACGCUGUGCUGUACUAUAUGGUAGUGCAUUGGUGUAUACUGUAUUAUACUACAGCAUACUGCUACAUAAUGUUGAGUAUUCGACAUACUCUUAAUGAUUAUAGCCUAUAGCACAUUUAAUUCAUACUGGUAUAGUUGAGGCAUUACACUAUCUUAUGUUUUACAUACUGUUGUAUACACUUUUGUAUCAAGCAUCUCAAAAUUAGGAUACAUUGUACAGUGCUGCAGGCCAAAAUACGGUGACAGUGAGUGAUCGCUAAAGUUAAUAACUUACUGCAGUCUUUGUUCUUUUAUUGCAGUUUAUAGAGAGGACACGUAAAAAAUUCUGAAAAACAUGGCUGCCCCAUUAAUGUUCUUUCAUCGUGUUUAAGGAGCAUAUUUCCUUUCAUUGCUUGAUGUAAAAUGUGAUUUGUUCAAUCUAAAAUGUGGAAUUUUUCUAACUUUUACAAAUAGAGUGGUGUUUACAGAUUCUAUUGGUUUCUUAUGAGAUAUAUUUGAUUGUUCUGUCAUGGACACGUUUCUAGGACAUAAUGAGAUGGCGACCAGUCCAGGGCAUACCCUGCCUCUUGCCCAAAGUCAGCUGGGAUAGUCUAGACCACGACCCUGGUGAGGACAAGCGGCAUAGAAAAAGGAUGGAUGGAUGGAAGGAUAAUGGGCAGCUUUUUCCUUUGCAGUGGGUUUAUUGGCUUUUUUUUUCCAAAUCCCGUACACCUCUUUGCACUAACCUGAACCCUAACCAGCUUUAGUAAGAUGUACUUGGUAAGCCACUCGGAAUUCAUGUACUUGCUAUGUCACCAAGUUGCAGCUAUUUGUAGACCAUGCCAAUAGCAGCACUAUCCCAAACCUUUCUAUGGCAGAAACACACAUUCAUACAGUAACUAACGUGGAAUUGUCCUAAUGGGUAUGUGCUUAUAAAUGAAGCAAUUUAUUUUUUUUAAUAAAACGUGAAUAUAUUAGUAGAUGUUUGCAGAUCCAAGCACUGCAGUAGAAGGCAAGGCUGACAUGACCAUGCAGUACAUGACUUUAGCUGAGGAGUGGGUACUCUUUUAUAAGGUACACUAAUAAGAUUAGUUGUCUAAUCCAAGAGAAGACAGGAAUAACCCAAUACUCCCCCCUCUGCCUCUGAAUUAAAUGAAGAACCUGAGCAAAGAUAUUUCUUUACACCACACGCAUUUUUCCAAACGGUCUUUGAUUUUUUUUUGUUAUUCUUGCACUGGACCCUUCAUGAUGAGGUAGACAUCUCUGAGAAACCACAAUAUCCUGGUGGACAGCCCCACCCUAACCCACAGAGAUAAUCUGAGGCAAAUCAAAUCAAGCGAGGCCAAAGGAUGGACUUUCCACAGAGCUGAAGCGGGAGAGACAACAUCAGAGCAGGUUGAUGUCACUUAUUUUGGCAGCUAUGGUGCAUGUGUGCUUUGAGAUGGCGCUCACCUGAGAGUCACAUACGACAGGCUCUGCUAUGACUGUGGACGUCAUCCAAAGUGGAGGUUCCUAUGGCACGCCAUGAAAAGUCAAGCGGUGGUGCUCUGAUGGAAUUCAUCAGAGCUCCCAGGGCAAAUUACACUAUAAUCGGAGAGGCGAUACGCUAUGUCAUACCGCCACAAAUGCAAUGUUCUAUUGGUUGUGGAGGUCAAAACUGCAAGUAUGACAACCCAAAUUACUGGCGUGAGGACCAGCAGGCUAUUAAAGGCCUCUACUCAUCAUGGGUGACAGAUCAUCUCCUCGCUAUGUCCAGACCCUCAACUGAGAUAAUUGAAAAAUAUAACAUUAUUGAGCAAUUCAGAAGGAACGGUAUUAAAACGGUGAUCAACCUGCAGACACCUGGUGAGCAUGCCAGCUGUGGAAACCCUCUCGAGCCAGAGAGCGGCUUCUCCUACAAUCCAGAGGCCUUCAUGAAAAAUAACAUUUAUUUCUACAACUUUGGCUGGAGUGACUAUGGAGUGGCGAACCUUACGACAGUACUGGACAUAUUGAAGGUCAUGGCCUUUGCACUGCAGGAGGGAAAAGUAUCUGUCCACUGCCAUGCUGGUCUUGGAAGAACAGGUGUGCUUUUGGCAUGUUUCUUGGCUUACACCACCAGGAUGACAGCCAACCAGGCUAUCUUAUAUGUGAGGGCUAAACGACCUGGUUCCAUCCAGACACGGGGUCAGCUGAGCUGUGUGCGAGAAUUUGUCCAGUUCCUGCGCCCUUUGAGAUGUGUGUUUUCCUGUGCUGCACCUCGAUCCGAACCCAUCACCUUGACCCAGUAUCUCAACCGCCAGAGACACAUCCUGCAUGGCCUUGAGCGUAAAGAACUGAAGCACCUACCAAAGAUAGUCCAACUCGUGUCGCAGCUGCUGUUGGAUAUUGCAGAAAAUAGACAAGUGAUUGAGGAGGACAUUUUGGAGGCACCGGAUAUCCAUGAUAUUGAGAUGACAAUGAGCAUCAUUGAAAAGCUUGGACCUGACUUUUGCGCUAAGGAGCCUCGCUUGCCAGGUUCCCCGACCUUACCGAGACAUUUUAAUGAGCCACCCAUCUUCUACCAUCGUAAAAGUCUGAGUUACAGUGAAUCUGAUUUAAGACGUCUGGGCUCACAGCUCAACCUCCUCAGGCAACCUUUGGGCUCACUCUCACAGGGCAAUGUGGCCAAGUCCAUUUCCACUUCAGACUAUGCUCAACCUGCAGCCCAUUGCCAGAGCUGGAGUUGUAACGCAUCUGAAAUCUCCUACACCUCCACCGGAUCACUCUGGCAAGUCAAGAAUGAUGAAAAGGAUGGGUCUAUUCUGUUGAAGAAAAUAAAGAAAAAACCCAUCCAACGCUGUGACUCUGUUGGAAACAAUGGACCUCUACAAAAAGGUAGCAUGCUGUCCAGGUUGAAGGCAGAGCAGAGGGAAGAGUUAGCAGAAAACGGGAGGAAGUCCCCGGGUAAAGAGGAGGAGCAGUCAGAGGUGCCCUUCAUCACCCUGCAGUCUGAGUUGUGUUUGAAAGCACGGAGGCUGCUGGUGGCACAGGCCCUGGCAGUGGAUCUUUUCUUGGAUGGGGAGGAAGAGCACAGGAACAAAGUGUUAGCAUGGCAGGCCGAGCUGAAUCAAGGUGGUGCAUGGGAGAGGCUGUGCAUGGAGCGGGAUCCCUUCAUCCUCACAGGUCUGAUGUGGGCAUGGUUGGAGCAGCUUAAAGAGCCCGUCAUCUGCCUCCAGGAUGCUAAAGCCCUGAAGCCUGAAAACACUGAUGCUCAAACUGUCCUGGACACACUUGGCCAGGCACCUAAAGAAACAUUAAAGUGCAUACUAGACUGUAUGGCUCAUUUACUGGAAGUACCAGAGGAGGUUGAAGAUGCCUUUCUGAAUCGUACCAUUAAAGCUUUUACUUGGAUGGGAAACAAUGAAGGCCAAGUGUAUGAGUCCAUGACAACAGUCCUACGAUGUGUCCUUGAGGACAUGAGACGUGUUGCCACCAAAUCAGAAGAGCUAACAGAGUCUUCUUUUUCUUUCGUGUAAAUACUGCAGGCCAUUGAUGAAACAUGCAGCCGACACCAAGUGCCUUUUGAUCAAGAUAUUUAUUAUGCAAUUGCUGAUGUUGUGAGAUGAAUACAAAUAGUCAUGGUAUGGAAUGUCACCCCCAUACUGAGGUAACCCAAUGAAGAACAGGUUUUUAUGUAAUGUUCUGCCUUAAGACUUAAGAAACCUAGUCUUAGAAUAACCAAGGAACCUCAUAAUAAAAGCAAGCAUGAUGAACAGUGAAUGCCACAACUCACGAUGUGAAUGUAUAAGCCUUUAAAACAUCUUUGCCAUCUUUUCCUUCAACCGAACCAACAAUGCUGGAGUAGUCACAGCAGACGUGGCUGAACCCUCUAAAACACAGAGCAGUAAGGUCAAAUGCAAUAUUCACACACUAAUAUUUAAUGGCAGCAGAUACUGAAAUGUUGAAACACACCUGGACAUCGUGUGAGAACCUCCUAAUAAGUGGUAUCGGCUAUCCAAGGCCAACCCGUGACCUCUGUCAUGUCUCCAGGUCAGCACACGUAAGGAAAGGUCCUGAGAUGCCGUUACCACACGAAAGCUAUCCUGUAAAUUGACAGUGCUUUGAUCACUUUUUUGCAUUCUGUUGGUUUAUGAUAAAAACCUUACCACACAUAUAGAAGUAAUUGGCAUGAUGUGCUCUUCAAAGCUGGCAAGCAAGACGCCUUUCAAAGAGUACACCCACAGAUGACGAUCAGCUGCCAUCACAAUGCAGUUGCUGUCUUUUGCCUCGAGAAGAAUGUCGGAGGAUGUGCUAUUCAGUGCCAAGGGGAAGGACUCCACCUGCUGGACUACAGUGAAACGUAGUUGCUUUUAGAUCAGAAGUGAAACUUUUUCCACAGUGGGCUACAUGUGAUACAGAGCAUAUGACACAUGUAUAUGCUAAGAAGUUAGGAAAAAAUGCAUUUCAGCUUUGUGAUAUAAGUGACAUAUUAUUAAUAUCAACUUUGGUUUUUGCUCUUUUUUUCCCCAUUUUUGCUGUUGAUUCUUUAAACAUUUUUAAAUAUUUCAACUUUCUUCUUAAGGGCCGCACGGUGGCCUAGUGGUUAGCAUGUUGGCCACACAGUCAGGAGACUGGGAAGACCUGGGUUUGAAUAUCCACUGGGGAUCUCUUUGUGGAGUUUGCAUGUUCUCCCCGUGCGUGCGUGGGUUUUCUCCGGGUACUCCGGUUUCCUCCCACAUUCCAAAAACAUGCAUGUUAGGUUAAUUGGAGACUCUAAAUUGUCCAUAGGUAUGAAUGUGAGUGUGAAUGGUUGUUUGUCUAUAUGUGCCCUGCGAUUAGCUGGCGACCAGUCCCCUGCCUGUCGCCCGAAGUCAGCUGGGAUAAGCGGCAUAGAAGAUGGAUGGAACUUUCUUCUUAAAUAAUCUUCAUAAUUUUCUUUUCAAAAUAUUAUGACUUUAUUCCCAUAAUACUAUAAAACUUUUCCCCAACCUAAUUUCCCAAAAAUUCAAACUUUAUUUUGUUUGUUUCGCUUAACAUGACAACUUUUAAAAAAAUAUUUUUUUUGUUUAAUAUUUGUGAUCUGUUCCAUACUUAUUUAUUCUUAUUCUAUUUUCUUAUUUUUGUAGUCUCUCAUGUCUUUGCCUUGGUUGUUUUAUUUUGUGAUUAAGUUCAUUAUGAUUUUUGCACAGCUGCUGGAAAAAUGUGAAUUUCUCUUGAAGAUCAAUAAAAUAUCGAAAGUAUCUAUUUCAACUAUGCUACUAAAAUAUAUAUAUAGUAAAUAAUUACUAACAUAUAAUAUACUGCUCAAAAAAAUUAAAGGAACACUUCGAAAACACAUCAGAUCUAAACUGGGGGAAAAAUGAUCUUGAAUAUCUUUCCUGAUAAUAAGUGGGUGAUGUAUUAGUAACAAAAUGAUGCCACAUCAUUUGAUAGAAAUGGAAAUGAUCGCCCUAAUGAUCGCCAUUUCGGCUGGCUUUUUUUUGUUUUUUUCCCCCCGUUUUCUAAAUACUUCAACUUCUUGUAAGUUUUGUUCUCGUAAUUAUUCGGGAUGUCCAAUACUGGCUUUUUUGCCGAUAACUGAUAUGCCGAUAUUGUCUAACUCUCAAUUUCCGAUAUCAACCGAUACCAAUACGUGUAACAGGACUGGACUUAUUACCUUAUUAUGUAUUAUUAUUACUAUGUAUUAUUAUUAUUUCUUAUGUAUUAUUGUACAACAAAUUUGACAU